GAGAGGCCAAGAGAGGAACAUACAUUUGACGAAAACCAAAUUACAAACAAAUUAUGGUAUCCUUGUGUAUUUUGGCCGUGUUACCUCUUUUAGUAUCUUCGCAGUCCAAGCAACCAUUCGAAUUUACUGGAGAAAAUGGCGUGGAUUCCUGGGGAGAAGAUACUCCUCUCUGUGACACGGGAACGCGACAAUCUCCCAUUAAUAUCAUCCACGAAGAUACUGUUAUCGAUCGCUCAUUAUACUCGCUGCAGUUUUAUAAUUUAGACUCCAAAGUACGAAAUAAUAUAGCGAAUGAUGGAGUUAAAGUAAGAAUUGAUAUUGGUGAGAAGCAGAACGUUUUUGCAUAUUUUGGUGGGCUGCCUGGAGUAUACAGACUGAGAGACGUGAAUAUAAAUUGGCCAGCCAGUCACCUCAUUGACGGAUAUCGGGCAGACUUAGAACUGACAUUACGUGGGUACAAUGCUGAGCUGUACAAGAGCAUUGAUGACGCUGAUGGAAAGAAAGAUGGUAUAGCUUUGUUUUCUGUUCUUUACAAGAUAUCAUCAGCUCACAAUUUCGUUCUGGAACCUUUGAUAUCUUCUUUGAAGAACAUCAGAGACUUUGGUAACGAAGUCGAUAUAGAAAGGGGAUUACUUCUGGAGGAACUUUUACCAGCCAGUGCAAGAUCUUCUUAUUACCGCUACAAUGGGAGCAUUCCCCAUCCACCAUGCACGGAGACUGGAUACAUUUGGUAUGUCUUUGCCGACCACCUUUACCUCUCAGAGAAUCAGUUAAAUGAGCUCAAGAUGCUUCGGGAUAGUAAUGGUAACCGUAUGGAUAACCUGUUCCGACCUGUGCAAAGUUUAGAAGGACGAAUCGUUUCUAGACCAGCCUUCCGAAUACCAAGGGUCGAUUUUCUCAGUGAUUCUGACAAGGCACCACCAACUAAAAAAGAAUCUUGCCUUGAUGUGUUCUUUGUAAUUGACGAGAGCUGUUCAGUAUAUGAGGAUAUACCAAAGGUUAAGCAGCUACUGCUUGAUGUAGUGGAUAAGACUAUCAUUGGAAGGAGGUCUGUGUUGAUGUCAUUGGUGAGGUACCAUGACGAUGUCAACUUGAAUUUUUACCAUCUGAACACAACAAACAACGAAGUGACCAAGAAGUUUAUUGAAACACAGCCUCUGGGCCAGACUGCUUCUUGCAAGACUCAGACAUACGAUGCGUUGAAGUUCAACUCAGAAUUUUUCUUCCGUUUGGGCAAAAAUGCAUCGGACAAAUACACCGGAGUCAGGUCUAAUUCAAUUGCCAAGGAUGUUUUGUUUGUGAUCACCGAUGGCGUAUCGAUUCCAAUAGGCAGACGGAGUCAGGCAUUGAAACAGGCUCAAAAGAUUAGGAUAUCAGGGGUGAAAAUGUUUACAAUUGGGUUACAUAACCAGAAGGAGCGAGACGGCUCCCCCGAACUACUAGGCUUCGUCAAUGAUGAUGCGAAUCACGCGUUCAGUAUAGACGACAUUGAUCUAGCGGAUACUGUUGCAGGAAUUAUCAACUCGGCAGACCCUUGCUUUUCUACCACCACUCCUAGGCCAACUACCACAACUACGCUUCCUGAAAGAGAAAUUGUAACAAAUUUUGACAUUGGAACAACGACCAAGACUCCAACCACAACAAAACCACCAAUUGCAUUCAGUUGCCGAGAUAAGUUAGACAUCAUAUUGAUAAUCGAUACGUCUCAGAGUUUGUUAAACAAAAAACAGAGAACAAGUCUAAAGGUUAGCAGAACGGCUGAAAAGGAAUGGGAAUAUAGGCAAGGUGAUAAUAUGACGUCUGAAAACCUCAAAACAGUCAAGGAGUUUUUGAGAGAAUUGCUCGAUCUAUAUGUAAUCGGACACGGUGCAACACACGUGGCAAUUCUGACAUUCGACGAAGAGGUUGUCUUACAUCAAAAGCUUAAUGACACAAAGAAUAGGGAAACCACGAUCCAAGCGCUAAUGGGCAUUAAAGAGUGGACUGGAAAGGGCACAAGAACUGACGAAGCUUUAUUUCAAGCGAAAAAAAUAUUGUCCUCUCGGCCUGACAAUCGUCCAGAGGCUGCCGAUUUAGUGAUUUUGGUAACAGAUGGGGUCGUAACACCAUGCUGUGAAACACAUGAACGUGGAUGCUGCAGGUACGAAGUGUGUAAACCGAGCAUCACUGGGAACCCAUGUUUGAGCAAGGAUGGAGCCAUAGAGAGAGUUACAAAUGUGUCCGAAGAAAUACACGCUGAUUUCAAGGAGGCAACCUUCAUUGUACUUUCUCUGCCUAAUAAACCGGAAGUUGUAAAAAAAGCUAAAAGGAACAAGAGAGGUGUACCAAGUAAAGCGACUAAAGAUAUUGCAUUUAAGAUGUAUAAGAAUAUAGUUGGCAAAGGAAAUGAAAUGAAUAUUGUGAACUUUACCAAAUUUGAUGAGUUAGAGCACAGGAUGAAGGAUGUUAAUGACAAAAUAUGCGAAGGGAUAAAAAACAAAU
This is a messenger RNA of Owenia fusiformis, 2481 nucleotides long. The record is from the annotation of a GenBank genome assembly. Lineage: Eukaryota; Metazoa; Annelida; Polychaeta; Sabellida; Oweniidae.